Molecule: messenger RNA, 4048 nt
Organism: Amoebophrya sp. A120
Lineage: Eukaryota; Dinophyceae; Syndiniales; Amoebophryaceae
Source: the annotation of a GenBank genome assembly
GCUGCCUGCAAGCCAAAAGCGAAGGAGACCAAGAAGGACACGAGGAAAGCACCGAUGAAAAAAUUGAUGAAAGCAGUUCUAGUGCGAAAGAGUUAGUGGGAUCGAGAGCGGACUUGUCUCGAUCCCCCUGUUGGGAAUUACUACUACUACUACAUUUCGUAUUCUGCCCAUCUCCACUUUUUUCAUUCUCGGUUUUUUUUUUUUGCUCUCUCGGAUCAUGAUAAUAGUUUUCUUCCUGCUCUAUGAUCGAAAGCGAAACUGAAACGAAACGAGUCUCGAAAACAAUUCAGGUUGAUAGCGGAGAAGAAAAACUGAUGUACGUGACCUUUCUUUGUUUUUUGAAAAGCCAACUCUCCCCCUAAUUUUACCGCUUGUUGCAUCUACUAAUCUACGUGUCGCUUUCACACCAUACAACACAUAGUAGCUGCGGCGAUAGAAUAAAACAGUAAGGAACUAGUGGUCCCUGUUGAGGGAGGUAAACCCAGAAGAAAUAAGUCAGUACCACUACAGUAAGUCUGUGAUUCGGCAGCCCGUUGGUUCUUUCUUGCUAGAAAGGAGAAUGCGUGCGGCGGCGACGCUGCGUGCGCAGCUUCAGGCGGAACUGCGGGUGUGUGAGGACGUGCAGGUCUUGGCCCAGGUAAAAGCGCUGCUGUCAUCUGCGACAAGCAACCCCCUUUCCGCAGCAACGCAAGAACAUCAGAACAACGGCCGCGAAGUAGAGUGUCAGCACUCUGCGCCGGACGCAGCUUCAGCUUCACAGCAAGUGCCGAAGAGGCAAUCGAUCCUGUCCGAGAAGCGCGUUGAGGGGUUGCGCAAGUUGUUUCACAAAAUGGCGGCAGUGGGUGGACAACUAUCGUCCGCGGCAAGGAGUGGAGCCGGUGCCGACGACCACGAGCACCCCGUAAGUGGUGGACUACAGCACGAAACCAUCGAGCAGCUGGACGCGCUUAUUCACAAAGCGUUUUUUGGCUUCGACAAGGAGCAGAAGGAGCGGAUCCCGAUCGCUGAUGUACGCGAAGUGGUUUCCGGGAUUGAGAUCGCAGAGGAAAUAAUUUCGGCCGACGCAGUCACCGACGUCUUCGACGAGACUAUGCAGUUGCCUAUCAAAUCGAAAACGUCAUUGUGUGUCUCCGUACAAGAAGGAUGAUGAAGUCUGUUCAUCUUCUUCUAGAAGUACUUCGUAUUUUUUUUUUUACUUCCUGGGACUACUAGCGCAAUACCCAGGUACCCAGUCAUUGUGCAUGAUGAGUCUAACGGUUGCUGAGCUGUCGGGUGGCAAUUUCAAUUUGAUAAUGUUCGGCAAUCCGCGUCCUCAGUAUUCCGUGUCUGAAGUUCUGACGAAUCUCCGAGACCUGAUUCCCGAGAUGCUGUAUCAAACUGAAGUGCCACUAUCAGGGAUGAAUGAGAUGCAUUUAGUUCUUUUCACGGGCUGCUCUUAUAAUUGACAGAUUUGAUGUAGCGUUGUAUUCUACAGGCUGCAUCAAGAUCUGUAUGGAUUCAAUUUUCGGUGAGACGACUGUUCACCGACCUCGUGCUACAAAUCACAGCACUAGCUUUGCAUGCAAGCUCAAAAUGUCCACCUCAUGCAGCAUGUGUUUCUACAUUGAGCAUGUCUGUACAAGGUUCUAACAGUCGUGACGGAAUUUAUUUGCUCGAGCAUGAAAAACCUAGAUGUUUUUCCCUGACCCUGGCACAUUUGCAAUGCAUAGGCUGGAUGCCCUGCCAAAGUCCAGAAAUUUUUUACACCAGUCCGAAUUUGCUACCCUGAUAAAAGCAGCAUUGGGGUAAGUAAGUACGCCUUAUUAACUCUUGAAGCAACACCAGUAUUUAUUUUGCGUUUUUUUUUCCAAGGUGUGGCUAGCUUGUUUUUCAUAUCUCUGCGUUAGAUGGACGACUCCUGGAGUAUGCGCCUCGAGGUUCUGAGCAAGUCAGUCGCUACGUGUUGUUGCGAUUACAGUGAGUACUGCUAGAAUCGAAAACCCAUAAAAAAACGCACAGCAUUCAUCUGCCGCCCUCGCCGGGUGGAGCAGCGACGCAAAACGGUUUAUUCUCACCCUCCGAGGAUGAGGGCGAGAACAGUUACUUUCUCUUGCAGAGCAGCGCGCCUCAGCAGUCCGUGGAGGACAACCUGAAUCAGACGAUCCUCCGCGCGAAGCAGCUCGCGCAGGAGAACUUUUCCUACAAGAAUUCUUUGGACACCCAGAUGACGAAUCUGCUCCACAUGCAGCACCACUAUCGACUCAUUGCCAACGCGAAAUCCUCGAUCGACACGUGGCACUACGGGAAAAACUCCAAGUGCUUCCACGCCCUGAUCCACCCGGGCACCGCCGCCUGGAGCUCUAGCCCGGAGAAAAACAGGAGCCUGGCCCUGCGAGUGAAGCAAAACCGUCUGCUGCCGCUGGAGCGAAUGCACUUGCUGCUAUUGAACGACAAAUCCGUCCGCAAAACGUACCAGACGGCGGACCGACACCACCACCAGCAGCAGAGUCCCACAGCCGCAAACAAAUCUUCGGGAACAUCACCGCGCGCCGAUCGCGGACCGGUGGACCUGGGCAUUGUAGGCCGGCCGUCCCGGCACUGGCGCGGCGCCCCGGCGGCCUGGGACGAGCCGAGCAGUUCGCCGCGCGAAAUAAACGAGGGCUCGCAGCGCGGGCCGGGCAUCAAAAGCAGUCUGCCGAGCCGACCCCAGACGGCGCACGGAGCCUAUCCCACACUGCUGCAGUCCAAUAGGCCCGGAUCCUCCACCUCGACAGCGCCGCGUAACUACGGGGAACUCGCAGGGAGUACGACGACACCUUCGACGUCUGAAGACCGGCACGGUAAGAACCCGACGACUGGGCCGGUGCCCUCAACACCCGUGAAGAAGGGCGGUCCGGCCACUUCCUCCGGCAGGCCACAGCACCCCAGCCCGCGGAGGGUGAACCUCACCAACAAAUCCGCCACCACCGGUGCCGGAGCACAACAGCACUCGGCCAGAAAGGUGAAAAAUGACGACGCAGCCGCCAGCAUGUUACCGCAGUCAGCCCGGAAAGAAGACGGGAGCGAGGAACAGCCACAUGAGCAAAGCACCGCCGCCGCGACCGGGGCGAAGCUGGUUCCCUCUACCAAUAUGGUCGACAAGAUUAUCGCGGAAGUGCUGCUGCAGCACCAGCCCAAGCGUACUGAACCUUCCGCGGCGCCGAGCGGUAACGGGGUUUAUGCUGCGACGGCGGCUCCUACGGCGAGUGUCACCACGCACGGGUCCACCUCAUGGAAGGCGGGGGAGCCGCAGCAGCAGGCGCGCCGCCAGAGUCUGACAACCACGGCGAGCACCACCCCACGAGAUCCGACCAGUAGUGCGUUCGUCGCACAACAGAUGGCCAAGGUCGGGGCAAGCAGCCCCCCGCAGCGGCGGCAGAGCGUCGAGGGCCGCAGGCAGAGCGUCGACGACGUUUUCCAAAAAGUCGCGCAACAACGUCGGAGCUCUCUGAUGGCCACGAUGGAACCCUAACAAGAGGCGUUGGCAAUCAAUGUCUUCAAAGGCAGAUGAACUUGUGUAUAUAAAACAUGUGAUAUAGACGGCGAAAAUCUAAAUCGAAUGUCGAAUAGUUCCAUUGAAGUUGCAAACUACCUUUACGAUGAGUUAUUUUGAUAGUCCACUGCUAUCUGUCUUUUACAAUCCCUUGUAUAUAAUCUAGCAUCCUCUGGAAGGAGCUAUUUCGCUUUCGGCGUCUGCGCGAACUGCUCCACCGAAAUUGAAACAUUUUGUAGUGGUAUCGAGAAAGAGAGAAAUUAGUACCACGGGAAUAUUGAUUAAUUUGACGUUGUCUCGUAUCUAGGGUCUUGUCUAGAAAUGUCAAAUAUUUUAUCGACGCUGCGAGAACUUUCAGCGUUGUAUGUACAUUAGAAGUCUGUUGGUGCAGAGGUAGGGGUUUUUCGGCGCAUUUUAGGCAUGUAUUUCAUCGCGGAACCAGAACGUACUUACCGACAACACUGAAAUACACAGUCAUACAUACAUAGGAUAAGAAUGUACUGUCUUUUGUAUCCAUGCCAACGUUGUCGUGUCAAU